Apus apus (common swift) is the source of this 9783-nucleotide messenger RNA. It is a transcript of the gene ADAM22, whose product is annotated as ADAM metallopeptidase domain 22. NCBI's taxonomy places the organism in Eukaryota, Metazoa, Chordata, Aves, Apodiformes, Apodidae. The transcript is spliced from 31 exons. Gene Ontology annotation, biological process: proteolysis. Gene Ontology annotation, cellular component: postsynaptic density membrane. Gene Ontology annotation, molecular function: metalloendopeptidase activity. The coding region runs from base 267 to 2588 and encodes 773 amino acids. The record is from RefSeq and is a predicted model, not a curated record.
GCACGCGGGUGCGGAGCGGCGCGGAGCGGACACAGUCUACCCACAUUGCUCGAGCCAGCUUCCAAGUUGAUGCUUUUGGAUCAUCUUUCAUUCUAGAUGUGACGCUAAACCAUGACCUGCUGUCUUCUGAAUAUCUUGAAAGGCAUAUCGAGCAAGAUGGGAAGACAGUAGAAGUUAAAGGAGGAGAACAUUGCUAUUAUCAGGGAGAAAUUCGAGGAAAUCCUGUCUCGUUUGUUGCCUUGUCAACAUGCCAUGGAUUACAUGGGAUGUUCUAUGAUGGAAAUCAUACUUACCUGAUUGAGCCGGAUGAAAACUACACUUCAGAUGAUGACUUCCAUUUCCACUCUGUUUACAAAUCCAAGUUGUUUGAGUUUCCUUCGGAUGACCUGUCACCUGAGUUCUGGCAAAUGAAUACUACGUCACCAAAGUUUGUUGUAAAGCCAAGACACAAAAGACGUAAAAGGCAGGCUCAUCAGAUUCCACAUAGUGUUGAAGAGGAAACAAAGUACAUUGAAUUGAUGAUUGUAAAUGAUCAUCUAAUGUGUAAAAAGCACCGCUUGUCAGUCGGUCAUACAAACAGUUAUGCUAAAUCGGUUGUGAACAUGGCAGAUCUAAUAUAUAAAGAACAACUUAACACCAGGAUAGUAUUGGUUGCCAUGGAAACCUGGGCUACUGAUAACAAGUUUGCCAUAUCUGAAAACCCCUUGGUGACCCUACGUGAGUUUAUGAAAUAUAGGAGGGAUUUUAUCAGAGAGAAAAGUGACGCAGUUCACCUUUUUUCGGGGAGUCGAUUUCAGAGCAGUCGGAGUGGUGUAGCCCACACUGGUGGAAUCUGCUCCCUGCUUAAAGGCGGAGGUGUGAAUGAGUUUGGAAAGCCAGACUUAAUGGCAGUUACUCUGGCACAGACCUUGGCCCAAAACAUUGGCAUUUUCUCAGACAGAAGAAAACUUGUAAGUGGUGAGUGUAAGUGUGAGGACACGUGGUCUGGAUGCAUAAUGGGAGACACAGGGUAUUACCUUCCAAGCAAGUUCUCCAAAUGUGAUAUUGAAGAGUAUCAUGAAUUUUUAAACAACGGAGGGGGAGCCUGCCUUUUCAAUAAACCAACCAAACUUUUGGAUCCUCCAGAAUGUGGCAAUGGCUUUGUGGAAGAUGGAGAGGAGUGUGACUGUGGGACAAUAGCGGAGUGUGCCAGCGAAGGCGGAGAGUGCUGCAGUACGUGCACCCUGACGGCAGGUUCCCAGUGCAGCAACGGGCUUUGCUGUCGGAAGUGCCGGUUUGAACCUAAAGGAGUUUUGUGCCGAGAAGCAGUCAAUGAUUGUGAUAUUGCAGAGAACUGCACAGGAAAUUCCAGUCAGUGUUCUCCCAAUAUUCAUAAAAUGGAUGGAUAUUCAUGUGAUAACAAGCAGGGUAUUUGUUUUGGAGGAAGAUGUAAAACCAGGGACCGGCAAUGUAAAUAUAUCUGGGGUGAAAAGGUGACAGCUGCUGACAGGUACUGCUAUGAGAAGCUGAAUAUUGAAGGAACUGAGAAAGGAAACUGUGGAAGAGACAAGGACUCUUGGAUACAGUGCAAUAAACAGGAUGUACUUUGUGGAUACCUUCUGUGCUCAAAUAUAUCCAGUGUACCCAGACUUGGAGAACUUGAUGGUGAAAUCACAUCGUCAAUCUUGCAGUUUGGAAGAGUCUACAAUUGCAGUGGCGGCCACGUGAAGCUCGAUGAGGAGACUGACCUGGGCUAUGUGGAGAAUGGGACGCCGUGUGGGCCGAACAUGGUGUGCCUUGAUCAUCGCUGCCUCCCCACUGAGGCCUUCAACUUCAGCACCUGCCCAGGCACCACAGACAGCCAGAUUUGUUCAGGACACGGUGUUUGUAGCAAUGAAAUAAAGUGUGUCUGCGACCGAUUCUGGGGAGGAGAUGACUGCAGUUCUCGCAUCAAAGAUGUUAACUCUUUUGAUAAAGAUGGCAUGAAUAAAGGUGUUGUUAGCACAAAUAUAAUAAUAGGGGCUAUUGCUGGCACCAUUUUAGUGUUGGCUCUCGUUUUAGGAAUAACUGGUUGGGGUUACAAAAACUACAGAAGACAGAGACAAAUACCCCAGGGAGAUUAUGUAAAAAAGCCUGGAGAGGCCGACUCUUUUUAUAGCGACAUGCCUCCUGGAGUCAGCACAAACUCUGCGUCUAGUUCUAAGAAGAGGUCAAAUGGAUUAUCUCAUUCCUGGAGUGAAAGGAUCCCAGACACAAAACAUAUUUCAGACAUUUGUGAAAAUGGGAGGCCUAGAAGUAAUUCCUGGCAAGGUAAUAUAGGAGGAAACAGAAAGAAAGUCAGAGGCAAAAGAUUUAGGCCACGGUCUAAUUCAACUGAGUAUUUAAACCCAUGGUUCAAAAGAGAAUAUAAUGUAGCUAAGUGGGUAGAAGAUGUGAAUAAAAACACUGAAGGACCAUACUUUAGGACACUGUCUCCUGCAAAGUCUCCAUCUUCAUCCACUGGAUCUAUUGCUUCCAGCAGAAAAUACCCUUACCCAUUGCCACCGCUUCCUGACGAGGAGAAAAAAGCCAACAGGCAAAGUGCCAGGCUAUGGGAGACGUCCAUUUAGCUGCACAGUUUUCCUGGGGUGACAUCAGAACUGUUCACUUCGGAUUUUAUAGAAACUCAGUAUCACUGAGUCAUCGCACAUUCAUCUGCUCUUCAAACAACUCAAAAGAUCAACGGAGGUGCCCGUCAUCACCGUGAGAAGCUCCUCUCACCUGGAAGGGAAAAAAGCAGUCUUGUUUUUUCUUUCUUUUUUGUCGACUAGUAUUUUAUGGAUUUUAUGAACAACCAAAAUCAUAACAAAUGAACAGUGGAUAAUUAGCCCGGACGUGACAAGGCUAUUCCGCAUGAUGACAGAUACACUUUCCUAGAGUCCCAGCUGCAGUCCCUUUGCCAGUCCUGUGUAAGAGAGGUUUUUCUCUGCUUUAAUUCAGUCCCGAGUCAGACUAGAGUGGAACUGGGAAUGCGCCUCCUGGAGAGCCCAGCCGAUGUAAACUUGUACACUGUAUGCAUGAACCUUGUGUUCUUUACUUUUCACAUGUAAGGGAUAAACAACGUACCGUAGUAGGAAUUAGCAUGCAGGAGUAAGAAAUACAGGCUUUUUUUGUGACAGGAUUUCAGUGUUUGGAAGGCAACUAUUUGACACAAACGUCAAACAAACAAGAAAUAUAUCUUUUUUUUUAACCUUAUGUGUUUAUAAUCUCAGUAUACAGGUUGUAUAUAUGUAAACAUUUGAUAAUGUCAAAAAUAGCUGUUAUACAUAAGUGUAUUUUGCCAAAUGCCUAAAAACCAGUCAUGACUAACAUAAUCACAAUUCAAAUUUUCUAAUAUUAUGAGCAGACAUCUUUGGAAAUACAGAAAGUACAGUACUUUAAAACCGUGUCUUUCAGAAACUGGUGUUUGAAGAAAAUCUAGACUAACUUUUCAGUAUCUUAACACUGUCUUGACAAUCUCAGUUGUAUGGUAGACUGCAGAAACCAGUACAGCAGCACUUUGUUUUAAGACAUUGUCAGAGGAGCCAGCCAAAAUCCAUUGUUAGGUGAGAUGACUAGGGCAUCCUCUACAGAUGUAAUGAAAAAUUAUUCAGCAUAUGAUGGAGACAGUCUUUAAGUGAUGUGCAGUCAAAGCUUACUGGACAUUUGGUAAUACUUCUAUGUAGUCAGUUCAGAAUGUGGUGAUGUGAUGUCCUUCUGGUGAGAGUUGCUGUGUAUUUUUGAUAGAGCAUUUCAGACACUGUUUUAGAUGGCAAGGUAUAGCUUAUGAGAACCAUAACCAGCUCACUAGAUAGUAACAGUGCUGGGCAACUGGCCAGUUUCAUUGCUGUCUUUUCAUUUUUAUUUGUUACUGGGAUCGCCUUUACCAGACGCUUGAAUACUAUGCUUGCUGCCCCUGAAGCGCCCUUCACAAUUUUUGGGGCCUUACACUGAGUACAAGGGAGGUUAGCCUAAAAAAAAAUGGGAAGGGGGCACAUAGGACAAACAAACCCUUUACCAUGGAGAUAUUAAUCUGGUGUAUAAGUGGAUGGUUAGAUUUCUAACGCCUGAGACUUCUAAAGGUUGUUGUAAACCAAAUGUCUUUUGAUGGGAAAUGUUCAAUCAGUAAGAAACUGGACCGUGUUAAAUAGGUUUAUAAUUCUCCACCUUUCCAAAAGUGACUACGUCCUAGCUUCAGGUAGCACCAUUGCAGAACAAAACACCUGAUUCAGUGUGGUGCUGUUGAAUACCUUGCCCAACAGCCAUAUGGUUGAUUAGAUGUUAUUGUGAUGGGAACAUCUGCGGUGUUUCUGAAUCUUCUACCUCUUUUAUGUCUUUCCUUUAAUAAUGGAACUCAUCACUUGCAGCCUUUUAAUAUAUUUUUUUAACUUUUAAGUCUCUUGAUAAAGUCAAAUAUAUGUAAGAUUAAAUAGAGAAAUGUUUAAGGAUGUCAGCAACUGUAAAGUAUGUAAGAUUUUUAGAAGCACUAUAUUUUAUGAUUAGACUGUGUCUAGGAUUAUGACAAAAUACUGGCCUUGGGAGUUCAAAUUAUUUUCUGUCACAGUCGACAAGUUCUGGUAAGUAUUUUUGAAAAAUAUAAAUGAGUGCAAGUGGGUGCAGACAGACCAUCUGGAAGGACCCAGUCACUUUUAAUUGCUUUAGGAAAAGAUUCUGCACUUUUGUGAAGAGUAAGUAUCUGUCAGCACUGAAGAGUAUUUUUCGCAAAGAUUUACUUUGAGUGUAGAUAACUGAAUUAAAGAUAGCUGGUAGUGUAUAGUUCAUGAAAUAAGGGCCUGAGCCACAAUUGAAAUCAAUAUGUGUUUUAUUGGUUUCAGUGGAAUCUGAGUAGGACCCUCAGGAGUUCACCCACAUUAAGACAUGAUGCUAACUCAAUGGCCGCUCUGUUACUCUGUCAUCUGGAAGCUGUUUUUUCCUCCCACAUUAGUAUCUUGUCUCUAGUAGCUGGACUGUUCAUCAUGUGCCUUUUUUUUGUAUUUUGUUUAGAUACAAACUAGCAUGUAAUUUUAAAGAAUCUUGUUACGUUUCUAGGCGUAUUUUAUGUUUACCACUGUUUACUCUGCCCUUUUCAUUUUGCCUUAUCAGGAAGCAGCAAGAUUGGCAGACUAAACUGGAUGUAACAUACUGGCUUUUGUGUAAUGUUCAUAGCUUCUUGUUCUGCAAACAAAUUGCUCUUCUACCUGUAUUUCAAUGUAGUAUGUACUUUCAGCUACACUCUUGUUUUGGUAUAAUUUAUUUGUAGCAUAUGAUGGUAGAGUUAUGUGUGUAGUGUAACUUUAGCAGUCACUUUCACAUUCGGAGAUAUGUAGUGACUGGAAGUCUAGUUAUGAGCACUAAUUUUAAGUUUAUUUAAAUAAAUAUUGACUUUCACUUUGAUGGUCUAGAGUGAGAACAUCACAGGACAUGGGUUUUUGUCACAUUCUUGUGCAGAGAAUUUUGCAUCUGCUUGGUAACUCUGAGACUUUCUCAUUGCACAAAAUCUGAACUGGCAGGGCUGUGUGAGACUCCAAAGCCAGUGGAGGUCGAAGAGGGAAGCUGUUUGCUUGCAUUCUGUGGGUUCCUACUUCUAGAAUGUAGCAUGUUGGAAGCUGACAGAUUAAUCACCUCGAAAAUUGCAAAUAUUUGUAUCCACUGUACUUAGUUACACUGGCAAUAGCAAUAUAAAUUGCCGCAUAAUACCUCAUCCAGUCUAAAAUAGGGUACUUUUAUUGUCGCUAAGAUCUCUUAAUCGUUCUGACUCAUUGAAACCCAUGCUUUUAUUUUGUUUUUUAUUUGUAUUUUAAUAAAUUAACUAGUUAUUGCCAGCUAUGCUGUAGAUGCCUGUUGAAGUGGGGAAGUUAUCAGUUCUUCUGAGUACAUUAAAAGUAAUGGUCCAUAUGAACGUUGGACCUGCCAGAUGAGAGCUAUGUAUUUCAACAUGUGGGAGAAGAAUAUUGUAAAUUGAAAAUAAAAUUAGUAUGAAUAACUGAUGAAGACUGGAAAAUAGAGAUCAUAUCCAAAUAAUACUUCUGCACAAUGAUUCCACAGCUUAACAAGUAAAAAUUUACCUGCUAGUUCUGAAUUUGUUGACAUAAGAACUGCAGCGAUCCAUACUAUAGACUUUUGGCAAACAUACUCAGGCAGUUUACCAGAAAUGGUUGUCACUGAUUGAUAAUUUACAUAUAAUUUUACUAUAUUUAAAUAAGUAGAUUUAUAGAUGUUCUUCAUUUCAUAUAGCCUAUUUCUGUGUAAGUUGUGAAAUUAAGUCAUUACUUGCCAGUUAUCUGCUUCAAAGUGUGACUUGACCUUAAAGGUCACUACUGUUAAAUGACUUAAGAGUUUUGUUCCCAAUUUAUAAGAUGUUGAACCUGCUCAGCUGAUGUACUCGUUAGGUAAUUUUGAUUGUGCUAAUGAACAAAUGGACUUUUGGGUUAUAGCCUGAAUUAAAAUCAGGAAGAAAUUGUGUCCCUAGCUAGUGUACUGAAGUACUUACCUGAAUCCCUGUUGCUGGGUUUAAAUGAACUGCGUGGUCUUAACACCAAUGGGACAAGAAAACAGAACUGAGAUAGGUACAUACACUGUUACAGGCAUGCAUAUAUUGCAAAUUCUGACAAAAUUUGUAGUAAUUCAUUGCUUAAUGAAGAGAAUAGGAUGUAAUAUGAAGCAAUGUUGAAUCCUAUACCUAGCUGUGGUAAGCAAAUGUGCCAAACUCCAGCAUAAAACUCAGCAAGUUCAUUUUCUCUUCCAUCCCCUUUCCACUCCUACUGAAAAGCAUUUCAGUUAAUGUUUAAUAUAUCCACUAACAGCAUCAUGUCGGUCGGCUAAGAUGGAAAAGCUGCUAAGUUAGUUCUUUUCCACACAACAGCCUGGAUAAGGUCUUUCCAGAGCUUUCAAUAUGUCUUUUACUCAUUACACUGUAGGUGAUGGAGCCUCGUGUCUCCUGUGUGGUUUGGUGGCUCAGUCAUCCUGUGUCUUUUUCACCUUCUAGCAUUGUUGAAGGCUAAGCCUCUAAUUAGAGUCUGUGAACCUAAAAGUUGUGCUGUGUCAUAUUUCUCUUGCUCCAAGUCUGAAGAUCAUCCAUUCUCUAGGUUAUUUGAGUAGCUAUAAUCAUUAGCAGACUCUUUGGGCCACUGUUACUAAUAACAGUGUGAAGUUAUUUACCUCAUUUUUAAGAAGAUUGAGCAUUCUGGUCAUUUCUGAAGCCAUUUUUUGCCCAGAAUGGAUUACCUAUCAGACUGCUGAGCUAAUGAUCCCCUAUUUGCGUGGCUUCCAAUCCAUAUUGCAUUUAAUAGCAGUGUGGGAUUUGACUUUGAUCAGAUUCCCUGAAGACAAAUACACAUAAACUGUACACAGGUACAGCUUGUCUUCACAUGACUGUGAUGUUCUUAUGUUAACUAUUAGGCAACAGAGCAGGAAAAAAGAAAACAGUUAACACUGAUUGUGUCGGCACAGUAGCAAUACCAUAUAGGCCUGUUAGGGUGAUUUCACCAGAAAUAGGAAAUGAAGUUAUACCUCCUAUCCUCUACGCUAAAGAACUCCUUUGACUCCAGUAUUUUCCAAGUCCACUUAUGAAGAAUAUUUAUGGUGCCUCAAGUAUGGAUGCUGAUGUAAACUAAAGCUUUGGAAACAUUAGCUUGUACAGCCAGCACGUGGUAUCCCAUCAUUCCACAAGUUUUCUGUAACUGAAAAAGCACUACAACAGUCAAAACUGGUAUGUUCUCUCAGCCAGGUAAACCAAAACAAGCCCUAAAAAUAAGCUCAGAACACAGAAAUGUCAUUUGCUCAUACUUGAAAAACUUUAUACCAAAACUGACUCCAAAAUUGGCUCACCUAGCCAGGUCUGGUGCAUUCAAUUCUCUAAAAUCCAAUCUACACCAGUUUCAAAAUCACUUUAGUUAAGCCAGUUUGAAACUGUUUGUAAUUUCUGCUAUCUAGACAGGCAGUGAUUGCAGUAUAACUCAGAAUGAGAUGAGGAACGUUGGGGAAAGUAAGCACAGAGCAGUUAAAAAGAAACAUUCUCUAAGGGAGAAAUAGUAGUGUCUUACACUAUUUUUAAUUACUAGAGCAUAAAAUGUCAAAGCAACAAGAUAUUUUUUCUUCUGUUUCUGUAUUCCUCAAUAAAAAAUAAAGUUUUGGUUAAAAAAAAAAAAAAAUAUGAGGCCUUAAGACCUUAUAUAGUAUAACUUUAGCAUUGAGAGUCUAUUUUUACAAUCAUGUUAAAAAUUCUGUAUAUAGGCCUGACUGACCUUGUUAAGUAUAGUGGUGCUAGCAGCUAAUCAUGCAACAUUUUAAGGCUCAGUGUAGCAGUAAAUAUUGAUUUAUUUUGAUUAUUGGUACAAGGACUCCUGUUCACUGCCUGUGUUGAGCCUCUGCAUAUUUUAUGCUUGGAAGUACAGUCCAGAACAUAGACAAACUGUGGAUAUAGAACCUGUUUUUUCUUUUCUUAAGGGUAAAGAAGUAUUACAAUAAGUAGUGUUUUAUAUAGAAUACAGUACUUAUUUUUAUUGUUGCAUAAAUGCAAAAUAUUUUUUUCAGAAUAGCAAAGCAUUACAGAUUUUUUAAUCUGCUGGAGAAAACAGUAUUUACAGUAUGACCAGUUCUUUCAGCAAAGCUUUUGGGGUAGUAUAUGCCAAUUGGCUCUGCCAGCUUCAUUUUGUGCUAAUGUUUAUCUAUCUUCAGCAUUGCUGUAAAAAAAAAAAAAAAAAAGGCUAUUUUUGCACUCAACUUGCCCUUCUUGGUAAAACAUUUACAUAGGCAAGAAGAACUAUGUUUAACCACUGGGGCUGGGCUAGUAUUGGCAAAAGCAAACAAUGCAUAGUAUUGUUAUCUUUGCUAGUUUAAAUCCUUUAAAAAUCAUACCUGAUAUAACAGAAACAUAAGAUUUUUGAUAAACACCAAAAUGAAGCAUUACAACUUUCUAGCUUUUAGUGUGAUAUUUUUGUCAUAAACAUACAGGCACUGGGCUGUUCAAGUGAAUGAAUCUGGCUUUUAUGUAGCAAAACAAAGUGUUGCUUUUUAUAAAAUCAAAUAAUUGUAAUUUGACGUUCUAAAUUCCUGCUCACUUUUACUAACAGCAUCACAGUAUCCAAUUCUAUGGGAGUAAUACAAAUGCCUGUGGUUUUCAAUGUUACUAACAUAUUGUAACAUCAGUAAAGUGACUUUCAAUGACAAAGACUGUUUUGUGUAUUUUUUUUCUCGUAAGUCCUUGUACCUGGCACUUCCUGAUUUAUAGGGCUCUGUUAAAAAAAAAGAUGCUGCAUGCAUGGGAAAUACUAGUAGUAGAAUAUAGAUGCUACUUUUUAGUGGAAUACAGAUGUGACAUUUCAAAUUCCAGGGUUGAAAUUGAUCCCAUGACCUUCACAGUCUUUGUCUUAGGGUCCUACUGUUCUCCAAGCAAAUCUAAAAUUCCUGUUCCUUAGGUUUGCAUGUCUGAGGGCAACCUAGAAAAAAUACCUGCAUUCUCAAGUAUGCUGGGUUGUUUGCACAAAGGUCAAGAGCAAUCGCUUCACUUAGUAUCAUAUCAGCAUCCUUCCCAGAAUACCUUUUGGGAAAGAGAAACCCUUAAUUCUGAGUUAGAGAUAACUGUUUCUCUAAAGCAGGUAACCUGCGUAUUCACAUUGCCCACUGAAUCUGCUCUGAACAGGGAAGCAAUUUUCUCUUAGGUUUCAGGUAUCCUUUUCUUUUAGCUCGAUGACAGCAAACUCUGUAGUCUCUCCUUAGCAACUGUAUUUAUCUUGGUUUAUGGCUAAACGUGAAAGAUGAUUUAUCCUAUCAGCCUUUGUGAAUACC